Spea bombifrons (plains spadefoot toad) is the source of this 1115-nucleotide messenger RNA. Its product is annotated as mitochondrial amidoxime-reducing component 1-like. Gene Ontology annotation, cellular component: mitochondrial inner membrane. Lineage: Eukaryota; Metazoa; Chordata; Amphibia; Anura; Pelobatidae. The transcript has a single exon. The record is from RefSeq and is a predicted model, not a curated record. Gene Ontology annotation, biological process: nitrate metabolic process. Gene Ontology annotation, molecular function: molybdenum ion binding; pyridoxal phosphate binding; nitrate reductase activity. Bases 16 to 1035 code for a protein of 339 amino acids.
UCUGAUUCGCCAAAAAUGUCUUCGAUUCUUUCCUACGUGUCCAUGGCCAUGAAAUCUGCAGUGCAGUCCUUCCCACGGCAGCGCUUGCCCUUACUGUGCGCGGCGGGAGUGGGUUUAACGGCUAUAGCCUCUUGGAUGUGGUGGAGACGGAGGAGCAGCGAGGAGCUGAAGCAGGUGGGGGUCGUGUCCCAGCUCCUGAUUUACCCCAUUAAAUCUUGCCGGCCAAUAUCCGUCCAAGAUGCAGACUGCCUGGACAUGGGUCUCAGCAAAGGUGAGCUGAAGGACAGGCACUGGCUGGUGGUGACAGAGGCUGGAAAUAUGGUGACGGGAAGACAGGAGCCUCGUUUGGUCCUCAUCGAUGUGAGCGUAAGAGGGGAAUCUCUGUGCCUUAAAGCUUCGGGAAUGGAGGAGCUUCUGGUUCCCAUGUCACUCCCCAAAAGCAACAAAGUUCGUGACUGCAGGGUGUUUGGGAACGACAUCCAGGGUCGAGACUGCGGAGAAGAAGUUUCCCGCUGGCUGACAUCUUACUUCCAGAGCGAUCAGCCGUAUUACUUGGUGCAUUUUGAAGCUGAUACGAUGCGUCCGCGUAAAUGCAUUGAGGCCAAGGUAUUGUUCAGAGAGAAAGAUGUGAUCGCUUAUCCAGAUGCCAGUCCCAUCAUGCUCCUCUCUGAAACAUCGCUGGAGGAUCUCAACAGGCGUCUUGAAGAGCCGGUGUCCCUGAUGAAUUUCAGGCCUUGCAUCGUGGUAUCUGGCUGUGAGGCCUUUGCAGAAGAUGGUUGGGAUGAUAUCAGGGUUGGAACAUCAAGGAUGAAGAGGACCAUGGCGUGCGGACGCUGCGUCUUAACUACAGUGAACCCGAACACCGGCGUCAUGAGUCGGAAGGAACCUCUGGACACGUUAAGAACCUUCAGGGAGAGUGACCCCACCUUGAGCCAUCUCUAUAAAACUGCACCCCUCUUUGGGCAAUACUAUGGCGUGGAGAAGACCGGGACACUUAAAGUGGGGGAUCCGGUUUAUCAUGUGAUCAAACAUUAAAACAAUCGUUAGGAAGCAGAAGAGGUAAAACUGGAUACAAAUUGAUACAUUUUACACUAAUUAAAAAAAACAUAAAAUAA